Peromyscus californicus insignis is the source of this 4286-nucleotide messenger RNA. It is a transcript of the gene Ctr9, whose product is annotated as CTR9 homolog, Paf1/RNA polymerase II complex component. Gene Ontology annotation, cellular component: Cdc73/Paf1 complex. Lineage: Eukaryota; Metazoa; Chordata; Mammalia; Rodentia; Cricetidae. The coding region runs from base 193 to 3708 and encodes 1171 amino acids. Gene Ontology annotation, biological process: regulation of DNA-templated transcription. Gene Ontology annotation, molecular function: RNA polymerase II complex binding. The record is from RefSeq and is a predicted model, not a curated record. The transcript has 25 exons.
ACAGGGGGCGGGGCCUCCGGAAGUGGCUUGUCGCAGUCGGAGGCUCGUUGUUUCAGCGGCCGACUAGGAGAGAGAAGCCGGAGCUCAGGCAGCUCGGCGGGGUGUGAGGUGUGGUAACCUCUACACGGCUAGAAGCCAGGACAGCGAGCUGCCGAGCGGCGGGGUGAGAAGUGCCCGCUUUCCGAGCUCGCCAUGUCUCGGGGCUCCAUCGAGAUUCCCCUCCGGGAUACUGACGAGGUCAUUGAACUUGACUUCGAUCAGUUACCGGAGGGAGAUGAAGUUAUCAGUAUUCUGAAGCAGGAGCACACACAACUGCACAUAUGGAUUGCUUUGGCGCUGGAGUACUACAAGCAAGGGAAGACAGAAGAGUUUGUAAAGUUGCUGGAAGCCGCACGAAUAGAUGGCAAUUUGGACUAUCGAGACCAUGAGAAAGACCAGAUGACUUGCUUGGAUACAUUGGCAGCCUACUAUGUGCAACAGGCUCGGAAAGAAAAGAACAAAGACAAUAAAAAGGACCUUAUUACACAGGCAACCUUGUUGUAUACGAUGGCUGAUAAAAUUAUUAUGUAUGAUCAGAACCAUUUGUUGGGAAGAGCCUGCUUCUGCCUGCUCGAAGGUGACAAAAUGGAUCAGGCUGAUGCACAGUUUCAUUUUGUACUUAACCAGUCUCCAAACAAUAUUCCAGCCCUUCUUGGGAAAGCUUGCAUUUCAUUUAACAAGAAGGAUUAUAGAGGAGCUCUUGCUUACUAUAAAAAAGCAUUGCGUACUAACCCAGGAUGUCCAGCGGAAGUUCGUUUAGGAAUGGGCCAUUGCUUUGUCAAACUUAACAAGCUGGAGAAAGCUCGACUAGCAUUCAGCAGAGCCCUGGAACUCAACUCUAAGUGUGUGGGAGCACUGGUUGGACUGGCUGUUCUGGAACUCAACAAUAAAGAGGCUGAUUCCAUCAAAAAUGGUGUGCAGCUUCUUUCCAGAGCCUACACGAUUGACCCUAGCAACCCUAUGGUACUGAACCACUUGGCAAACCACUUUUUCUUCAAGAAGGAUUAUAGUAAAGUGCAGCACCUGGCUCUCCAUGCGUUCCACAACACAGAGGUGGAGGCUAUGCAGGCAGAAAGCUGUUACCAGCUGGCUCGAUCAUUCCACGUUCAGGAAGAUUAUGACCAAGCCUUUCAGUACUACUACCAAGCCACACAGUUUGCGUCAUCCUCCUUUGUACUACCAUUUUUUGGUUUGGGACAAAUGUAUAUUUAUCGAGGUGACAAAGAGAAUGCAUCUCAGUGCUUCGAGAAAGUUUUGAAAGCUUAUCCCAACAAUUAUGAAACUAUGAAAAUUCUUGGCUCUCUCUAUGCUGCUUCAGAAGAUCAGGAGAAACGAGACAUAGCGAAGGGCCAUUUGAAGAAGGUCACAGAACAGUAUCCUGAUGAUGUGGAAGCUUGGAUUGAAUUGGCCCAGAUCUUAGAACAGACUGACAUACAGGGUGCCCUUUCAGCCUAUGGAACAGCCACCCGCAUCCUGCAGGAGAAGGUGCAGGCCGAUGUCCCUCCUGAAAUUCUGAAUAACGUUGGGGCUCUCCAUUUUAGACUUGGAAACCUAGGCGAAGCAAAGAAAUACUUCUUGGCAUCACUGGACCGUGCAAAGGCAGAAGCCGAGCACGAUGAACACUAUUAUAACGCCAUCUCUGUUACCACCUCCUACAACUUAGCCAGGCUCUACGAGGCCAUGUGUGAAUUCCAUGAAGCAGAGAAACUGUACAAAAACAUUUUACGAGAGCAUCCUAACUAUGUUGACUGCUAUCUUCGCCUAGGAGCCAUGGCCAGAGAUAAAGGAAACUUCUAUGAAGCUUCAGAUUGGUUUAAGGAAGCCCUUCAGAUCAAUCAGGAUCACCCAGAUGCCUGGUCUUUGAUUGGUAACCUCCAUCUGGCAAAACAAGAGUGGGGCCCAGGCCAGAAGAAGUUUGAGAGGAUAUUAAAACAGCCAGCCACACAGAGUGACACUUACUCUAUGUUGGCCCUUGGCAACGUGUGGCUCCAGACUUUGCACCAGCCAACCCGAGACCGAGAAAAGGAAAAGCGUCAUCAAGACCGUGCCCUGGCCAUCUACAAACAAGUCCUCAGAAAUGAUGCCAAGAACCUGUAUGCUGCCAAUGGCAUAGGAGCAGUAUUGGCCCACAAAGGAUACUUCCGUGAAGCCCGUGAUGUGUUUGCCCAAGUGAGAGAAGCAACAGCAGAUAUCAGUGACGUGUGGCUGAACUUAGCACAUAUCUACGUGGAGCAGAAGCAGUACAUCAGCGCUGUUCAGAUGUAUGAGAACUGCCUCAGAAAGUUCUAUAAGCACCAAAACACUGAAGUCGUGCUCUACCUGGCCCGGGCCCUCUUCAAGUGUGGCAAGUUACAGGAGUGUAAGCAAACCCUGCUGAAGGCCAGACAUGUGGCACCCAGUGAUACAGUUCUGAUGUUUAAUGUGGCCUUGGUCUUGCAAAGAUUAGCUACCUCUGUUCUGAAAGAUGAAAAGAGUAAUCUGAAGGAAGUCCUUAAUGCUGUGAAAGAGCUGGAGCUUGCACACAGAUACUUCAGUUACUUGAGUAAAGUAGGAGAUAAAAUGAGAUUCGAUUUGGCCCUUGCUGCCUCUGAAGCCAGGCAGUGCUCUGACUUACUGAGCCAGGCCCAGUACCAUGUGGCCCGGGCACGCAAGCAGGAUGAGGAAGAACGGGAGCUGCGGGCCAAGCAGGAGCAGGAGAAGGAGCUCCUAAGACAGAAGCUUCUCAAAGAGCAGGAAGAGAAACGUCUCAGAGAAAAGGAAGAGCAAAAGAAACUUUUGGAGCAGCGGGCUCAGUAUGUGGAGAAGACCAAAAAUAUCCUCAUGUUCACUGGCGAGACUGAAGCAACAAAGGAGAAGAAAAGAGGUGGAGGUGGAGGACGGCGUUCUAAGAAAGGAGGCGAGUUUGAUGAGUUUGUCAAUGACGACACCGAUGACGACCUCCCUAUAUCCAAAAAGAAGAAGAGAAGGAAGGGCAGUGGCAGUGAACCGGAAGGCGAAGAGGAGGAAGGUGGAGAGAGGAAGAGGAAGCGGAGGAGAAGACCUCAGAAGGGAGAAGAAGGAUCUGACGAUGAUGAUACAGAAAAUGGCCCCAAACCAAAGAAACGCCGUCCACCAAGAGCAGAGAAGAAGAAGGCUGCCAAGCCAGAACGCCUGCCUCCUUCAAUGAAGGGAAAAAUAAAAUCCAAAGCCAUUAUAUCAUCGAGCGACGAUUCUUCAGAUGAGGAUAAACUGAAGAUUGCUGAUGAAGGACAUCCCAGGAAUAGCAACAGUGAUUCUGAUGAUGACGAGCGACCCAAUAGACGGGCCUCCUCUGAGAGCGAGUCAGAUGACAACCAGAACAAGUCUGGCAGCGAGGCAGGCAGCCCUCCAAGGUCGGGAAGACAGGAGUCGGAUGAGGAUUCCGACAGUGACCAGCCAUCCAGAAAGAGAAGGCGUUCGGGCUCUGAGCAGUCGGACAAUGAGUCAGCGCAGUCUGGGAGAAGCCCCUCCGGAGGUUCAGAAAAUGAUUCUCGCCCGGCUUCUCCAAGUGCAGAGUCGGACCGUGAAUCGGAGCAGGGAUCCGAUAACGAGGGAUCUGGCCAAGGCUCUGGAAAUGAAUCGGAACCAGAGGGCUCAAACAAUGAGGCCUCAGACCGAGGCUCGGAACGUGGAUCAGAUGAUAGUGACUAGGUUUUAUUUCAUCAAAGACUCCGUGGGGGUGGGGGGAGCUUUAUAAUAUAUAAAAGCUGUGAUAAAAAACAUUUCAGAUGGUUAGUCAUUUGUGAAACUUUUCUUAAGGCAUUUUUUUUUUCUAUUUGUAUAUUUACUAAACUCCAAGAGACAUUUCCUGUGCUAGAGUCCAGUGUCUGGAACUGGAGCAAUGAGACUCCUUCAUUGUGGUGCAGCUCCACCUGUCAUAUGUGAAAACUGCAGUAUCAUAUGCUAAAGCAUUCCUGCAAGGCUUGCCCAGGCUAGCCUGGUCUCCAGUAGGCAGCAUGCUGCUAUGUACGGUUUUUGUGGCAAACUUUUACCAAAUGUUGCAAAAACCGGGAUGUAUUUGUUACCUUUUGAGUUGAAAUGUAAGUUUUAUUUCUAGAGGAAGAGAUGUCCCUGUGUGGAACUCUGAAAGGAAGGUGUUCCCAGUGUGAAACUGCAGCCAUGGGUCAGAGUUGUAAACACUGGGGUGGGUAAGGUGUGGAAAGUGCUUUGCUGUUGUUGGAAUGGGAAGACCUCCCCCAGCCACUUAAUAAAUCCUUCUACCAACCAUA